ACCGCUGACGCUUCCCGACCCAGGGGCUUCGAGCCCAACAUCGUUGUUGCAGCGCGAGACGAUCAAUCACCCACCUGAUACAAAGGCCCGAACAUGUUCUCUUGGCUGCAAUCCACAAUCUCCAAUGCUCUACCAUCUGUGCCCCUAAACUUACAGCAACGAUUCUUUUCCUUCGUUCUCAAGAGAGCCCUCGGACGUUUCGUCCAUCCAGACCAACUUGAUGCAUUCCAGAUCGAUGCUCAGAUAGGUAAUGGACAGAUUGAAAUUAGCAACGUUCAUCUUGCUACGGAUACUAUAAACGAGGCGAUCCGUGAUCUUCCUUUCCAACUCCGAAAUGGGUUUGUCGGGAGAAUAACUGUUAACAUUCCAUGGUCGAAUAUAUGGAGUGCUCCCAUUACUGUAUCAUUGGACACACUGAACACCACAUUCUCGCUUCCCAGGGCAGCUGAUCCAUCUGCCCUUAAACCUGGCUCACUAGACCGGAAUUUGUCGCAGUCUGUUUCAAAUCUGGCAGAGAGUUUUGUGCUCCAAGAGCUUGGUCAGGAAGACACUCUGAAACUGCGGGAGUCGAUUGCACCCAACGCAGGGAACGCUACGCAGACAGGUGCCUUUCGCGUGCCUGGCGGUUUGGACCCCUUCAUGAUGGCCGGCGGUGACGCCGAGGAUGACGCCGAGGAUGGCGAUGAAGAGGGAGACUUUCAAGGAGCAUCUGUCUUCGCCUCGCUGACAGAGUGGCUCAUCAAUCGUUUGAAGAUCUCCGUCCUCAAUGCUCAUGUUUCGAUAAUCGACGAGAGGUGCAAAAUUGCUGUUUUCAUCCCCGAUUUCUCAUAUGGUCCCAUUGGUCCCGCCUGUGAUGAUUCGUUGCCUAGUUGUACCGGUCAGGAGAGGGUUUUGCGGGUAAAUGGGCUAUCCAUCACCAUGAAAGAUCUCGCGCCUCAUCCUGUACAAUCAAUGUCAAAUGUUUCCGUUCGUGAAGAUUCCUUGUUCACAUCAGAUGGCUCCGAUGACGACGAUGCCGCUCGGACGAUGUUGUCGCAGAGUGUCGCUUCACUGCCGCCGCCACCCAGCGUUUACCAGAGUGCUCUGUCCCUUCCGCUUGGUCCCGAUACUUGUGACUCAGCAGAGUCAACCAUGUUAUCAAUGACCGAACUCCUCAUAACUGUUGAGCCCGUGUCUUCCCCAUCUCGGGACCCUAUUCCCGCCGGCGUGGAAUCACAGGCCUCGAGGGUGCAAGGGCAGACGCAGUCUCCUUCAUUAGGCUCAAAUAAUCAAUGGAUCUCCAUCAAUGUGCAACUGGGGACCGUUGCUUGCGCUUUCCAAAGAUAUCAGUUGAAUUCUUUGCUGUCUAUUUCUCAUCGUUUCUCCAGGCAAGAUGUCCCUACGCAUACAUCUAAGUCUUCUAAGUCAUCACCUCCCCCAUCACCUUCAAAGUUUCUUGAACUGUCGCUACGUUUGAAAUCAUUCGUCAGCGUGUUCCUGUUGGAUUUGGAACAAUGUGAGGCCACUUCUUCGAAUCCGUCGGGGGGGCAUUUUCCCAUUAAUAUCCACCUGUCGACUUUCUUUCAAAAACCCUAUCGUAACAUCCCAUUCUUCCAACAACUCCGAGUCCAGGCUGACGAUUUAGAGGCAGUGUCCGCUUUGGACAGGAGUCAGUACACUUCGCGGGACAGGAAUGGCAGAUUACCUCUACGUGGUCACCUUGCGGACUUCUACAUGGCACUGAUCAGUCCGCGCGAAUCGGGGAAUGCAUUGACUGACUGUCAAAUGGAUUGUAUCGCUUCUCCUAUUAUCCUUUUUGACCCAAACCUCACCCCGGUUCCGGGCGCUUUGACAUCGCAUUAUCUGCCAAGGGACAGCAGCGCCUUGGUCCAGCGCAUGUUUCCUGUCGGCGAUAUUACUAGUGAUUCCCAAUGGGAUAAACACCAAGGUGCCCAUUUCAAACCGUCAGCGUGGCGGAAAUCACGAUUGCCCCCGAAAAUGACUCAUAAUGCUCCUGCUAUUGAUUCUAGCACUACCAAAUCGAUGGUUUUCCAUGAAACUAUUGAAGGGGACAUAUUUACCGUCUCCGUUUCCCUUCUUCCUCUGCAUCUUUUUGUGGACCUCGAUACUCUUAUGCAAACCAUGCCGUUUGUUGACGGGAUAUUCCAGGGUCUAUCUGAUGACAAUCUUGAAGCCUAUUCCGAUCCAGAUAGUGAUGAUGAGAGUCCUAUCUUAGACAUAGAUCAAGGUCAGGAUGCAAACUCCGAGGAGUUCCCCUUCGACACACCUCGUCCUCGUCAGUUGGAUCUUCCUUUAGUCGAUCCAGUAUCCCCGUCUUCCUCGUCUGGGACCUUAAUCAGCAUCAAAAUGGUGCGGGUCGAACUGCGGACACCACCAACAGUGAUUCGCGGCCAAGUCUUGCCUCGACGCUCGGGUGCCUUGACAUUUGACAUAUGUGGGAUAUCAGCAGUUACCGGUGGGUCUCAAUCCGGGCAGGAGUGUGGACAAAGAGGCCAAAAGCGUGCUGUAUUUAUGGUUCCUUCAAUAGAUAGGCAGCCUGAAUUUGAGCCGAAUCUUUCGAUCGUUCACGGGGCGGAAUCGUGUCCCCUUCUCCGAAUAGAAUGGGAAUUGAUCUGCUUAGCUUUUGCUAAACCUCCAGAGAAUACUGCUAUUGGGGUUCUCAGCAUUGGGCCACUAUCUCCACCAUCCUCCUCACACCCUUCAGAAACUCGUCUUAAUGACCUAGACAAACCUUUCCUACCUUACGUGUCGGCUUCCCAAUCAACCAUAUUGACCGAAGGGAAUUCGCGUUCUCUUGUCAAUGUGGCUGCGGCACUGCCGUCGAUCCGCUUAUCCUUGGGAAAACCACAACUCGACCUUGUUCAGCUAUGGGCGGAUGAUGUAGCUCAAUGGAUUGAACGCUUCGCAGAGUCCCGGACUGCUGAAGCAAGAACGCGAGAGAUAUUCUACAGUCACAAUACGAGUUUGAUCGGGAGCAGAUUUUUCUCAAGGCGUCCUAAGUCAUUAUCUAGCUCGUUUACAACAACAAGCGGAGCCAACACCGCAUCAUCAUUGAGGAAUCCCGUGAACUCCACAGAAGUGUGCAUCAAGUGCUCCGUGACUGAAGGCUCUAUACAGCUGUGGAUACCUAGGUCCGAUGCGUCCGGCAGUUCGGGUUUGCCUUCCAAACCCGUGAAUUUAGACGUGUUUGAAGUCGAUGCCAUGUUGACUUCAAAGCCCUCUGGUAAGGAUGAAAUGAUAAUCCAGCUUUCGAUCAUAGAUGUCCACAUUUUUGAUACCGGAGCUAAUGACGAAGCCACGGCGUUAUUGUAUCUGACCACCCAGCGUCUGCCUGGUGUUGACCUAGUGCCAAUGGUCAAGAUUCGUUUCGCCUCUGUGAACAUGAGUGACAAAGCAGCCAAGGAAUCUCGCAUCAAAAUUUCUUUAUGGGGCUCAACGUACCAACUUCUCGGCCAGGGUUCAUGGUUUGACGAUAUCGGCCGAUAUGCGAGGGCUCCGGAAGGUGCAUUUGAAUCAGUCGUACCGAGCGAGAGAACAGUAUUUUCCGUUCAUGUGGAAGAUUUUUCGGUGAAGCUACUUGCACCCCUCCACCCCGGCUCAAUCGUUUUGGCCUUCAAUAAUGCACAUGUUUCUGCCGAUCUUGUCGGAAAAUCGCCCGAAUCUCGUUUCAAGACUGAAAUUACUUCUGCUUGGCUAUUCUGCAUCGACACUCUUUCCUCUUCCCACGCCGUUCGCCGUGGCUCAAGACCUGGGAAAUUGCUCCAAGCAUCAGAUUAUUGGAAGAGGACUGGAUUCGCACCCCUAGUAGAGCUCAACGAAUUGGUAGCUGACAUAAGGCGCAAUGUUGAUCCUGAUCAAGUUGCAAAUAAGGUGUUAAUAUCAGACAUGAAUUUGCUGAUUGGCAUAUGCGCGGACUCGCUGUCCUCUGCAUCUUCGUUCAUUUCUGACUUUUCCAAUGGAGUAUCACCCCCAGAUGAGGAGCCAAGGAUUAUUCCACGAGCACCACCGAUGGUUAGCCGAGGGGGGUCGAGCGACCUUCUAGCCAGUCUAGACGAACAUGCCUUUCGGGACCUCUCAGAGCUCGGAGAAAUGGCUGACAUGAUCAACGACGAUCUUCCUAGCAAUGCAGACUACUUGGAUACAUCCUUUGGUGCCGCCGCCGGCGUGAGGGAUAUCGUAGACGAAGAUUUAGACGAUGUGGAAGAUGAGCAGAGCUUCCACGAUGAUGCGCAGACCCAGGAUGCUCCAGACAGCAUCGUGUCGACUUUUGGUGGCGAAACGAUUCGAAUAUUCGAGCCGAACGGCUUGAGACCUGUCGAGAAUUAUUUUGAUUCUUUGGUUCCCGAGGAUCUGACAGUCAGCCAUGAGGAACUGCGGACGGUUAUCCGUGCAGAGAAUUGCAAUAUAACUUUAUCCCUUCAUUCUGGUUUCGACUGGCACCGCACGCGACGAAUCGUUGAUGACGAAGUACGCACGAUGCGCCGCAAGUUGCUCAAGAUCAGACAUCUUGUGGCAGCAGGGGGUCAAGUUCCAGACGAUAGCAUCGAAGAAACACACGCUUUGCUCUUCAACUCCGUAUAUAUUGGUAUUCGCCCAGAAGUGAACAUCAACGAACCCAACGCGCUCAUGGAAGCAAUAGACGAGGAACUCCAAGAUGAUUUCGAUGAUACGGCCACUCAAAGUUCAUGGCAAUCCUUGCAUCGCGAGCCAAUGGCUUCUAACGCUGUCGCGGAAGAAAACCCGGGUGAUUCAAGGAACCCGAACUUGAAGCGAUCGAGGCACCCUUCAGUUCAACUCUGUUUCGCUGGAGCGAAGAUAGAAUAUGACGGAUACGGAGCCAGGUCGGACACAGCUUCUAGGCUCCUUUUGAUGUCGAAAGAUGUGGAGAUUUUAGAUCACAUAAAGUCUUCUACGUGGAGGAAAUUUUUGACUCAAAUGCGCGAGGACUUGAAGGGGAAUGUUAGGGAAACUGGGUCAGAUAUGCUGAGGAUUGAGUUGCUAAGUGUUCGACCGGUCAGAGGUAAUCCUUCGGAAGAGGCUAGACUCAAGGCGAAGAUCUUGCCUUUGCGCCUUCAUGUGGACCAGGAUGCACUCGAUUUCAUCAAAAAAUUCUUUGCUUUCAAAGAUCCGGAUGCUCCUCAGGCACCCGAAGAGCUGGAGUCUGAUAGCAGCGAAAUCUAUUUCCAACACGUCGAUGUCUUUCCGGUGGAGAUCAAGUUGGAUUAUAAACCCAAACGAGUGGACUACAGGGCGUUGAAAGAAGGUCGUACGCUCGAAUUGAUGAACUUUUUCCACUUUGAUGGAUCGGAAAUGACUCUGAGACACAUAGAGAUGUUUGGAGUCACAGGUUGGGCACGGAUGUUUGACAUGCUGAAUGACCUCUGGUCUCCAGACGUAAAGGCGAAUCAACUCGCGGACGUCAUCUCCGGUAUCGAGCCCAUUCGCUCGGUGGUCAAUGUUGGUUCGGGUGUGGCGGAUCUCGUCCUACUUCCCAUUGAACAGUACAAGAAAGAUGGAAGAAUUAUCAGAGGACUGCAGAAGGGUACUACGUCGUUCGUGAAGAGUACAGCCAUGGAGGCUAUUAGACUUGGUGCACGCUUGGCAAAUGGGACUCAAAUCAUUCUUGAACACGCAGAAAACGUUCUUGGGGGUAGAGCCGUUGGGGCAGGUGGUGCCGGCGAUGUUUCGAUGUACUCCACCGCUGGUGGUGGCUAUGAGGAAGGAUGGACCAGAGCGGAGUUACAUGGUGUAGUGGAGGAUUCAUGGUCAGAUGAAGAGGAACUUGAAGAUUUACUGGUGUCAGGUAGGACACCACCCGAGGUUGUUAGCCGGUAUGCGAAUCAACCCAGGGAUGUGAGGGAGGGUUUGCAGAGUGCGUAUGUGAGCUUGGGAAAGAAUUUACAAUCGGCUGCUCAGACGAUUUUGGCUGUGCCGAUGGAGGUUUACGAGCGUUCGGGUUCGGGCGCGGAGGGUCCUGUUCGAGCUGUCGUCCGAGCCGUACCUAUCGCUGUGCUCAAGCCGAUGAUCGGCGCGAGCGAGGCGGUGAGUAAGACGCUCCUCGGAUUGAGAAACUCGCUGGAUCCAGGAGCUAAGAGGGAUAUUGAUGAGAAAUAUAAGAAGAUAUGAUGGCUUGGGGGCUGAGUAAUCCUCUGCGCGUUCUCGUUAGUCAUCCGUUGGUUUCUUUUUCUCUCCAUUCGUAUGUACUUUUAAAUUCUUUCAUUUUUCGUUGCUGUUUUCGUUGUUGUACAAUAUGGCAUUUUUUCUCAUUCUCAUUCGUUGUAACUCCACGUGUAGAGACAUGUUCUGCUUUUGCAUUUGGUCAAAGAUACUAUACAAGGAUGCGUUGCUUGCGCGCGCGCGCG
Cantharellus anzutake is the source of this 6362-nucleotide messenger RNA. RefSeq lists its product as uncharacterized. Gene Ontology annotation, molecular function: phosphatidylinositol-3-phosphate binding. Lineage: Eukaryota; Fungi; Basidiomycota; Agaricomycetes; Cantharellales; Hydnaceae. The transcript has 17 exons. Gene Ontology annotation, biological process: reticulophagy; autophagosome assembly; autophagy of mitochondrion. The record is from RefSeq and is a predicted model, not a curated record. Bases 94 to 6126 code for a protein of 2010 amino acids. Gene Ontology annotation, cellular component: phagophore assembly site; extrinsic component of membrane.